AUGAGAAUUAAGAAGGUCAUAGCCAUAGAGAGUUCAAGUUCACUGAAUGAUGUUACUGAUUUUUUGCUUCUCUCUCCACAAGAUAUCAAGUAUAUUGAGGUGACAUCUGCCAAAUCAAGGUGCCAGGAACCCCCCCAGCGCUCUUCUAGUCCCUCAGUCAUCCCUUUUUGCGGAUCACCUCUCAGUGGUGGCCUCCUCCUCUGCAGAGACAGACCCCGUGAAAACAGUGCCAGCAGUGAGAGCCUCAUUUUCUCUGGGAACCAGCACAGGGGACAUCACUAUCUGCAUCAACCUUCACCCCGCACUGGAGAGCAGUCAUCUCAUCACUUGCCCUCCCCUGGUAUUGCCAUUCCCCAUCCCAAGAACAAGAACCCUGGUCCUCAGAGUGACAGCUUCCUCCUGGAUGCUUCUCCAGGCUCAGGAAUUUUGUCAAGGCCCUCACUGGGGAGCUGGGCCCUGCAGAGGGGCAGUGGGACUUCUCUGUUGUCCAGCAGCCCAGGAUCUGACACAAGCUAUGUGUUUGGCAGCAAUCAGUCUCUGCUUCCCACCAGCACUGCCAGCCACCAGCCUGCCUACAAGUCCCCAGAAUGUCCCAGGCAUUCUUCCUCCAGCAUCCACCACUCCAACACCUCUUCCCCCAGUGGGAGACCCAGCUACUUCCACCUCCAGAGUCCUGACUCAGGACUCACACCACCAGUCACCACCCUGAGCCAGCCUGCUGCCUCAGACUCACCUCCACCGCAGAAGGAACAUGCCAGCAGCUGCCCCCCAUCCAUUGCUAAUUCCAUGGUGGACAUCCCCAUCGUGCUGGUCAAUGGUUACCUAGAAGCAGACCCCGUGUCCCCACAGCCUCCUCGACGACACCACAGCUUUGUCCGGACCACGGUGGACACUCCCAGCAACCCUUACGCAGCCCUCAGCAGCCACAGCAAAGCCCCAUUUGAUAACAAGUUUGCCUCCUCCCCAGAGAGUCCCAGUAGAGAAACUCCACCACCAACCAUGAAGUUUGUAAUGGACACAUCCAAGUACUGGUUUAAACCAAGCAUCACUCGGGAUCAAGCAAUCGAGCUGCUGAGGAUGCAGGAGCCGGGUACUUUCGUGAUCAGGGACAGCACAUCAUAUCGAGGGUCCUUUGGUCUCGCCAUGAAGGUUCAAGAAUCACCAACAUCUCUUCAGAGUAGAUCAGGAGCAGAUGUUGGCGACCUGGACCUUGUUCGACACUUCCUCAUUGAAUCUUCAGCCAAAGGGGUGCACCUCAAGGGGGCUGGGGAUGAGCCCUACUUUGGCAGCUUGUCGGCCUUCGUAUACCAGCACUCCAUCAUGCCCUUAGCCUUGCCCUGCAAGCUCAUUAUUCCCAGGAAAGAAUUGGGAGGUGGAGAUGGAGCCCCAGAUCUGCCGGCAGACAAGGAGGCCUCCAGACUAAAGAAAUCAGCCAGUUGCCAAGCCCUGUACCUGACUUCAGUGAAUGUGGAGACACUAAGCGGAGCCAUGGCGGUGCAGAAGGCCAUCUCGACCACCUUUGAGAGGGAGACUCCCCCCAUACCUACUGUGGUCCAUGUAAAAGUCACAGACCAGGGCAUCACCCUCACCGAUGUGCAAAGAAAAGUAUUUUUCCGACGUCAUUAUCCACUUGCCACCCUCCGCUUCUGUGGCAUGGAUCCAGAGCAUAGGAAGUGGCAGAAGUAUUGCAAAUCUUCCCGGAUUUUUGGCUUUGUUGCCAAGAGCUUGACAGAGCCUGCAGAAAAUGUAUGCCAUCUCUUUGCUGAAUAUGACACUGUCCAGCCAGUCUCUCUGGUCAUCGACCUCGUGGGCACCCUGCUACUGGAUGCAGAGAAGAUGUAGGCACAACAGGAGGUGAAGAGGGCAACUGGCCAAGGGAUGCCCCCCAUUUCUCCCUACACCCCAUUGUGGCAAUCCCGUGCUCAUCUCUGCCUGAUUGAGGAGCGAGGCCAAGACCCCUCUUCUAGAUAAACUAGCCCCAGGAGGGUCAAAGUUAUCUUUUCCAUGGAAGGCCGGGAAGAGACUGAUAUUGAACAAAUUCUAGAGCUGAAACCUCUAGACGUUGGCAGGGCUGAGUUCUUGUGUAGAAGAGAAUGCUAGACUCAAGUGAUAGGUGCUUGGCCCCUACACAAGUGGGAGCCAGAGAGCACCAUGCCUGACACACUUUGAGGAUUGAAGUCCAUGCUCAGUGAUGACAGCAACAGGAUGGGACGGGCUUUGUCUUCUCUGGACUGGCUCCAUUUAUCACCAGUAUAAUGCAGUCACAGAAUCUCAGAGGAAGGCCAUCUAGCCAGUGCUUGAAGGCUGUUUAGCCCAGCUCCCUUCCCCAGACCCUUAUCCCCAUGCAUUCUAGGAAAACCAAAAGUCAGAACAUCUUGGCCAAGGGUUCUUAACCUGGGGUCAAUGAACUUGAUUUUUAAAAUAUUUUGAUAACUAUAAU
Molecule: messenger RNA, 2440 nt
Organism: Gracilinanus agilis (Agile Gracile Mouse Opossum)
Lineage: Eukaryota; Metazoa; Chordata; Mammalia; Didelphimorphia; Didelphidae
Gene: TNS4
Product: tensin 4
Exons: 12
Coding region: 1-1842 (613 amino acids)
Molecular function (GO): protein binding
Source: RefSeq, a predicted model, not a curated record